Messenger RNA from Phycodurus eques (leafy seadragon), 2485 nucleotides. RefSeq names its product clarin 1 (gene clrn1). Lineage: Eukaryota; Metazoa; Chordata; Actinopteri; Syngnathiformes; Syngnathidae. The record is from RefSeq and is a predicted model, not a curated record. Bases 9 to 713 code for a protein of 234 amino acids. The transcript is spliced from 3 exons. Gene Ontology annotation, biological process: equilibrioception; sensory perception of sound.
GGUCGGCCAUGGCAGCGGCGCGGCGACACAAGCGUCUGCUGCUGAGCUUCGGUGGGACUGUGGCGGCGGGCUGCGCGUUGGCGGCCGCGGUGUGCGCCGCACUUCCUCGCUGGUUGGACGGCUUGGUCCUCUGCAGAACUGGAGCAGAACUCGUCAACGCCACGGGGAGCGAGCUCGACAAGUUCGUGGGGCGCCUCGCCUAUGGACUCUUCCACGGAGAGAGAGUCAAGACCUGCGGCUUGGGCGGAAGGACCUCACGAUUCUCAAUCUUUUCAGAGUUGUUGGACGCCAUCCCAGCAGGUCUGCAUGUGACCAUCAUCUUCUUCUGUGGCGCGUUGAUCGUCUUCUCGUCCGUGUCGAGCGGCUUCUUCUUCUUCAACGCCUUCGGACGUCCUUAUGAGACGGUGCACGGCCCUAUGGGACUUUACUUGUGGACGGCCAUCUGCUGUGCGUGCAGCUUCCUGGUUGUGGUUCUGUUCGUGUCCGAAGUGAAAGUCGAGCGCCUGUCGGAGCGCAUCGCCAACUUCGAGGAGGUCACCUUUGUGUUCCAGACGCACGACGAGCGCUACGACGUCUGCUUCUGGAUCCUCCUCCUGGUCUUCUUCCUGCACGUACUCAACGUGGCGGUGAUCCGACUAGCGGGGAUGAACCUCCCGGUCCUGCGGGGGAAAGACUCGGACCUGAGCGGUGGUGCCGCCGACCUCAUGUACUGAAUUGCAGUUUACUUCUUAACACGUCACAGCUAGCUAGCUACCAAGCAUCGUUGUGAGCAAGUCAUCAGAAAGUGUUACAGUGGAACCUUGAUUUACAAGCUUAUUUCGUUCGGUGACUAAGCUCAUAACUCAAUUUACUUAUAUUUCCAAUCAGUAUUCCCCAUUGAAAUGCCAUUAAUCUGUUCAAGCCCCCAAAAUAACACCACCCUUUUUUUUGUUGCAGGCUUUUAUAAAGAACAAUCGAACUUAUUGUAUAAAGAACACUAAUAAAAAAGAAUGGGGGGAAAAAUAAGCUUUCGUGUUGUAUGUGUGCCUUUAAGGGGUGUGGCCUAGUGAGGGACAGCAGGAACAUGGCAGGUUAGCCUUCAUGUGAGUUUCUGGACAUGACUUUUGGCUUACUGUGGCUCCUUGCGAGUGUUCUCUGUUGUCAGUUUGACUGCUUGUCCCGUACAGUAAAUUCAAAGGGCAUCAGCGACUGAGGCUCCCUUGCACACUUCACUCGAGCAGUGGCGUAUCUGGUGGAAAUCAGUAUAGUACAUGCAUAUCGUAGAACUAUCAUACUCCUACUGCUUCGCCAAGUCCACUACAUGCAAAACAUUGUUAUUCUGUCAUUUCAAACUGUAAUUCAAUAAAAUAAUUGACAUUAAAAAAAAAAAAAUAAAACGCUCCCAGAGUACCUUAGCCAAUGAUUCGGCAGCUAGGCUGGACCAAGUUCCCGACUGAGGGAACCACUUGAUGCGGCAGCUGAAGCAUUGAUAUUGACUGGUGAACAAUACGUUGUUUGUCGAUAUUUACCCUGACAUUGACUGGUGACCAGUUUGUUUGUCUAUAAGACUCUGCAGGCCAAUUCUAGGAUCAGCAGUUUAGGGGUGCUGGGAAUCAUUUUAUGGACGCUUAUGUGGCAUAAGUGGUCUAUGCGGUUGUUUAGGGCCACAACCGAUUGGGAGGAGGGGGGUAUACAGUAUAUACAAAUUAUAUACAUAUACGAAUUAUAUAGGUAUGUUAUGUCCAGUGGCAUCUUAAUGCCUAUAUGAGGGGGGCUUCAGUGUAUCAGUCACCAUUUCCUCAACAUUUUCAACAUGUUGACCAUAACAAGUACUCUUCAUUUUUACAGCUAAACUGACUUGCUUGGCUAAUGAGAUGCCGCCAAAACAUUUGGCCAAUCACGGUGGAGAUUGUUUGAUUGACAUUAACGUGACAAUCACAGCCAAGUAUGACGUGCUUACCGGCUGCCUUGCACUUGAUUUAGUUUUAAUUUGUGGGAAAGGUAAGAAUUCAACUAAUUUUUCGAAUGUACAGCACAAUAACAUCAGAUAAUCGAAACCAGAGGUCACGCAACAUUACGGACCUUUCGGUAGGGAUGAACCGUACUGACCAAUCACAUGCGAGUUCAGCCAAAAUUCCCAUAAACUCACUCCUAAACCUUGUUGAAAGCCUUUCCACAAGUUGAAGCUGUUACAGCUGUAAAGGGUAGACCAACAUCAUAUUAAAACCAUAUGGAUUUAUAAUGGGCUAUCACUAAAAAAACAUGAGUCAAGGCAGGUGAGCGAAUACUUUGUGCAAUAUAGUGUACAUUUCACAAAUUCUGCCAGGGUAUGUAAACUUAUGAGCACAACUGUACAUACAUACAUGUUUCUUGAUUUCUGUGUUACUUGACAAUGAUAAAUGCCAAAAGGUUUUAGGAUUUCACAGUGGUAUUGAUUACAGGCAGAUGUUGAGAUAUAACAACUUGUUUACUUAAAUAUCACAAUAAAUGGACACUAAAUGAUCAU